Aspergillus fischeri NRRL 181 is the source of this 1074-nucleotide messenger RNA. Its product is annotated as putative GPI-anchored cell wall protein Pst1. The record is from RefSeq and is a predicted model, not a curated record. The transcript has 3 exons. The coding region runs from base 1 to 1074 and encodes 357 amino acids. Lineage: Eukaryota; Fungi; Ascomycota; Eurotiomycetes; Eurotiales; Aspergillaceae.
AUGAGGCCGCUUUUCUUCUGUCUGCUCUUAGCGCUGCGGCGCGUUGCAGCCGAUGAUGGCGAAGAAUCCGAUUCCAACCCGAGAUGCAACACCGAUGUAAACAUUGCAUCCCAAGCAGAUGCAGACUCCAUCGCCUCAUGUCACACCGUCCGCGGUAGUGUGACCAUGACGAGCUCUGCGAGCGGGGCAGUCAACCUUCACGGAGUCGAGACAAUCCAGGGCCCUCUCACAGCUCGCGGAGCUUCGAACCUCAGUUCCUUGAUAGCAUCGGACCUGAAGACCAUUACUGGAACAUUGACCGUGGCGAACAAUGAUGCGCUCAAUCAAAUCUCAAUGUCCAACCUACAGACCGUUGGAGGAGACAUCAAAGUGGAGAACAAUCGAAAUCUGAAAGAUUUGUCGUUGAGUGAUCUGGACGAGGUCAGGGGGGGCCUGACCGUCUCUGGUGAUUUCAAUCGCAACAAGUCAUCCGGCAGCGAUGGCCUCAGCACGGGUGCAAAAGCCGGAAUCGCCGUGGCAGUGGUGAUCGUCGUCCUGCUGAUUCUCUUCUUCCUUUGGCUGUUCAUCCGCCGACGAAAGCGCCAACAGAAUCGACGGACAGAAAAGACAUUGACGGAGGCUGCCACGUCGCCAAUACCAGCUCCCACCGGCCUCGCAACCAACACAGAAAAGCUGACUUCAAAGCUCACGCCGCCCCAAGAGGACGUGGAGAGGAGUAUCCCCCGAAAGCCACUAUCCCCACCACCAGCGGCAGACGCGAGGUCCUCUGUUCCAGCAUCCUUGCUCCCCGGAUCCGAGAGAAUGUCUGUUCCUGUAUCAUUACUUCCUGGGUCCGACCCAUCAGUGUCCUCGGCUUCUGCGUCCCACCAAAGAGUCACUUCCGACCCCUCGCUAUUUUUACAUCAUAUCCCACCCGCAGCGCCGCGACCUCCACCGUCAGAGAUGGAUGUUCCGAUGCUAGACAGCGGGAAUGUAUACGAGGUGGGGACCGGUCGAACGAGGCCCCAGUCUCCUAUCUAUGAGCUGGACGGAGGCGGAAUGAGCAACCACCAGCAGCCUAUCCACCGCGAAUAA